AUGUCUUGCAUCCACUACAAGUUCUUCUCCAAGCUGGACUAUGAUACGGUCACCUUCAGUGGCUUCGACAUCUCCCUUUGCGACCUCAAGUGCAAGAUCAUGCGCAAGGAGAAGCUGAAGGCAGCCAACUGUGAUCUGCAGAUCAGCAAUGCCCAGACCAAAGAAGAAUACACAGAAGAUGCCCUGAUUCCUAAAAACUCAUUGGUAAUCGUUAAAAGAAUCCCUGCUGGAGGAGUUAAAGCUACCAGCAAAACGGAUGUUACGGCUCCUCAGUCACACAAAAUCCCAGGAGCAGCUUCUUUCAGAAGUCGAACUGAGCCAGUGAGCAGAACAUCAGAAGCAGCAGCUACUGUGUUCAUCAAAGCAUAA
Molecule: messenger RNA, 369 nt
Organism: Melopsittacus undulatus (budgerigar)
Lineage: Eukaryota; Metazoa; Chordata; Aves; Psittaciformes; Psittaculidae
Product: E3 ubiquitin-protein ligase RBBP6-like
Exons: 5
Coding region: 1-369 (122 amino acids)
Biological process (GO): ubiquitin-dependent protein catabolic process; protein ubiquitination
Cellular component (GO): nucleus
Molecular function (GO): zinc ion binding; ubiquitin protein ligase activity
Source: RefSeq, a predicted model, not a curated record